UUCUACCAUUAUUGUUCUGUAGAAGUAUAAUACCUACUUUAGUAUUAGUUUACCGGUUAGUCCAACCAAUUUAGUUUUUGUGUUCCUCACUUAAUCUAGUUGUAAUACUUAUUAUAUUUGUAAAGGUUAUAUGAUAUCUACUUAUAAAAUCAUGACAUUCUUGAAAUGGGCCAUAUUACCGUUAACGAUUUUCACAAUUUUCGUGGUGAUGUACAGCCAAGCAUCGGAGAACCAACAGAAGAAAGGACCUAAGGUCACUGACAUCGUGUGGUUCGACAUCAAAGUUGGAGCAAAUGAACCUCAACGAGUGGAAAUCGGAGUGUUUGGCGCAACUGUACCCAAGACGGCACAGAAUUUUAUUGAGCUAUCGAAAAAACCAGUUGGCGAAGGUUACAAGGGCAGUAAAUUUCACAGAGUUAUCAAAGACUUCAUGAUCCAAGGUGGUGAUUUUACAAAAGGUGACGGUACUGGUGGCCGUAGCAUCUUUGGAGAAAAGUUUGCUGAUGAAAACUUUAAGCUGAAGCAUUAUGGUGCUGGUUGGCUAUCUAUGGCCAAUGCCGGAAAAGACACAAAUGGAUCUCAAUUUUUCAUUACCACUAAACAAACAGCCUGGUUGGACGGUCGCCAUGUUGUAUUUGGAAAAAUUAUCAAAGGAAUGAAAACAAUUAGAGAAGCAGAAUCAGUAGAAACCGAUUCCAGAGACAAACCAGUUGAUGGUAUUGAAAUUGUCGAUAGUGGACACAUCCCCGUUCUAGAGCCAUACCCAGUUGCCAAAACUGAUGCUAUCGAAUAAUUCAUUAACUACUUUUACUAAUUUAUAUUUUUUUAAUACAACAUAAUAUUGUUAAAAUAAUAUUUCAAUAGCCAUAUCAAUGGAUAAU
This is a messenger RNA of Diuraphis noxia (Russian wheat aphid), 881 nucleotides long. Its product is annotated as peptidyl-prolyl cis-trans isomerase 5. Gene Ontology annotation, biological process: protein peptidyl-prolyl isomerization; protein folding. Lineage: Eukaryota; Metazoa; Arthropoda; Insecta; Hemiptera; Aphididae. Gene Ontology annotation, molecular function: cyclosporin A binding; peptidyl-prolyl cis-trans isomerase activity. Gene Ontology annotation, cellular component: intracellular membrane-bounded organelle; cytoplasm. The record is from RefSeq and is a predicted model, not a curated record.